Messenger RNA from Trematomus bernacchii (emerald rockcod), 4359 nucleotides. RefSeq lists its product as uncharacterized. The transcript has 4 exons. The record is from RefSeq and is a predicted model, not a curated record. NCBI's taxonomy places the organism in Eukaryota, Metazoa, Chordata, Actinopteri, Perciformes, Nototheniidae. The coding region runs from base 370 to 4359 and encodes 1329 amino acids.
GUGCACAUUGACAAAUCCCGUUUUGAUCGCUGAUGGUGACACUUUUAUUUUGAAAUGUCCGCUCAGAUCUUCGUUCUUCGCUUCCUGUGAAAGCUGUGCAUCGACUGUUCUACAUUUAAGAGAUUCGCCUGGAUUUUAUAUAAGAAGACAUCUUUUGGGACAACGUACGUGAUGUUAACAAGGAAGGAUAAAGUCUCCGAGAGUGUUCGGCCUACCUUUGCACUGUACCAGAAGAGUCUCGUUGCUGUCUGGAGGAUGACCACAUAGGAAGCAGACAUUCAGUGUGGGCUAGAAAACUUGGAAGAGCUUUUAUUCAAGAUGAAUGUCUUACAAGGAAAAGAAAACAUACAAGGCAAAGAAGAACAGUAGAUGAAUUCACUGCAGAUGGAAAACGGGGACAACUGCUGUCUGAAGAACAAAGAAAAAAAGAUGGAUGCCAACAAAGUAUGGCAGUGGCGCAUUAUGUGUGUAGACAAAAAUUCAAGGCAUCCAGAACCUUUCCAUUGCAGCAAUAGAAUUGGAUUGGAUUUUAAUGUAGCAUCCAACAACCAUCAAAAACUGGAUAUAGGUUUAGUGACAAAUGGGGUCAUACUUGAGGUCUGUGACUUUGCUAAAACAGUAAACAAGAGUAAAAGGCAUUUUUUCACAAACAUUUUAGAGAACAAUUUCAAUCUUGAUUUGGAAAAUGAUCAACAGCGGAUUGAUUUUACAUCUCGAAUUAUGCACAAAGUUAAAAACUUGAUUAGGAAACCUCCUAAAGAUAAAAAUGAAGUUUUCACUCUCUUUGACACACCAUGUAAUCCAGAAUGCUCGAGCAGCAAUGAACCGAACAUGGCAUCCACAAAGCAUAAGACUGAAAGUAUCCUGGUGGAGACGGAUGACACUGAUGAUUGGGAACAUGAAGAUGAAUUAAAGUGUUCACAAGCAACAUCCAAAGAUUGCAUUAAGGCAGAAAGUCUCUUGGAAGUGAUGGAUAGGGCACAAAGUGAUGACAGUGACUAUGAAGAUGAAUUAAAGUUUUCAGAAGCACAGUCAGCAGAGAAACAAAAAGAUGAUGAUUUUUCCAAGUUGUUUCCCUUUUGUGAGAAAAUUGGUCUGAACCUUGAUUUUGGGUCAAAACAAAGUCUAGAGCCAGGUUUGCUGACAAAGGGCAUAAUGUUAGAGUUAAUUCACUUCACCAGAAUUCUCACUGCAUCCUACAGCCCUAUUGUUCUGGAUGUUUUGGAGCACAAUUUUGAACUUGAUCUAAAAAGUCAACAAGAAAAAAGUCGAGCUUUGUUCAAGAUAUCGCACUUGCUGAAGAAAAGAACGAGAUUUCUCAACAUUGGUACCAAAAUAAGCCCAGAGUUUCAAACUGAGCCGUUUUCAUUCCAGACAAAUCCCUUCAAAAGACACAGAGAAACAGCUCUGUCUGAUAUGGAAGCUCCGCAAUAUCAGUUUAAGGAAGUGACAAAAAGAAGGCAGUCUGAUUUAAAAAGUAAACAGGCAAUCAAAAGGCGCAAAAGAGACAUGGAAACAAACACACUCUCUUAUCACACUCAUUUGUAUAGCACUACUACAGCAGAGGGAGAUCAUUGUCACACUUGUCCUGUAGGAAAGUCUGAUUCAGACUCAGACUCUGGCAAAAAAUGUGACAUGGAACAAGAAGUAAUGGUAACAGAGGGAAACUGUUCUUAUCUCCUGGGAUCAUCUCAACUAAUCUUGGACAAAGCCACAGAUUCAGGAAACGUUUGCCCCAAAAGUUCUCUGGGCUUUGACAUUCCUAGAAAACCAGAAUCAAACUGUCUUCAUGUUUCUUUCCUCAACACCAAUUACAUUGUAUCCACUUUACCAACUGAUAACUUAAAUGUGAUUCCACCACUUGCGACAUACAGUCAACAUAAUGAAGGAGGGCAUUGUGGAGUUGAGGAGAAAUCUCAGACACCAAUAAAUGUUCCAAACAAGUCAGACAUGGAACAAGAAGAAAUGGAAACAGAGCACAACUUGUGGAAGUUGCGUGCUAACCGUGCAAGAAAGAUCCUCUCAACAUUUGGUCCAUUCUACAUGUCAAAGAAAUAUGGCCUUGAAUUCAAUGUUGGAUUUGGUGCAAAGAAGAACCGCAGUGUUGACAACUUGCGUGACACUCAUCUGCUCGAAGUUGCUAAAUUUGCCAUAGCAAUGAAUUCAUCCAAGCAGGAUUUCAUCAUGGAGAUUCUUGAGCACAACUUUGACUUCGGCCUGCAAAGUGAAUACCAGCAAAAUAUAUUCACAUUGGAAAUUAUGAAUCGAAUGAGAGAGCUGGAAAAUUGUGAAGAUGCAAUUAAAUUCUCAAAUGACGUUUUUGAACUUCCUGUUCGUCCUUAUAUGGGCAAUGUAAAACAUCAACUCGGCAACAUAAUGAAAAUAGAGUGCAAGUUUUCUCCACUGCUCCCACCUCAUUCUCAAGUUAACACUUCAGAACAUAUUUCACAGAAAAGUGUGGAUCUUUAUCCUUUCUGCCAGGAAAUAGGUCUGAAGCUAAAUGUUAACAAUCAUCUACCAAAAAAACUGGACAUCAAAAAACUCUCCAAUGGAUCCAUUACUGAAGUGACAAACUUUGCAGAAAAGUUGUGCGGAACAUUUGAGCAGACAUGUCUUGACAUCCUCAGACACAACUUUUCCUUUGAUUUUCAAAGUGAAGAUUCUGACCUUGCCAGAAAUAUUCUUGCACGGAUUCCUUUUCUAGUGGAGAAGCAGAAUCUAUCAAAUUGUGUAAUCCAUGGAACGGACACAAGAAAAGACUCGUCAAUAAUGGUCAAACUGGAUUGCCAGAGUAACCAAAAGGUAGAUGCAUGUAAAGCUGAUUCUCUUCAGACUGUGAAGAUAGACCAACAGGUCGGCAGAUCUACUGAUUUCGGACAGCAAGAUGAGCUGAAUUUAAAGCUGUGGAAAUGUCGGUCUAAUCAGAUUGAGCAAGUCCUCUCAGUACCUCAUGAAGAACAUUGCCCACUUUAUUCUUUCUCUAGAUGCAAGAAGUUAGGAAUUGAUUUCAAUGUAGGAUCUGGAUUCAAACAAAAUCUUGAUCCAGAAUUGUUGACCAAUGGCAUCAUGGUUGAAUUAAACACAUUUGCUGCAACACUAAUAUCAGCACAAAAGCACUUCAUCACAGAGAUACUGGAGUAUAAUUGUGAUCUUGAUUUAAGGAAUGAGCUGCAUCGCAGUGCCUUCACCCAUCAAGUAUGGAGAAAAAUGAACGCAUUACAUUUGAAGAAGAUGUAUUCUAGCGAUCAUCGGAAAAAAAAGCUUUUUGAACUGCCUGACUUGAUGUGCUUACAAAAUCCUACAAAAUAUUGCCCCAAAUGCCUCCAAGAAAGAAGUCAUAAGCUUUCUCAGGAUGACUCUGACCCUAGUCACAUGCAUCAUCUUCAUCCACUAACAAUGGCGGACAUAGUCUCUGGUGACGCAAACUGCACCGAACAAAGGACUGCAAGGGAUCAGUCCUCUACCUUCUCAGGAAGAGAGGAAACGAUAAUGGCCAAAUACCCUUCUUGCAAGGAAAUUGGUUUUAUCCUGUUUGUGGACAAAGACAAACCAAAAAAUAAAUUUGACACAAAUGUAUUGACAAACGAGAUUAUUCAUGAAGUGGCCAGAUUCACCAAAAAACUGUGUGGGACUAAAAAUGGCAUCAUUAAAGAUGUCCUUGAACACAACUUCAACAUGGGCAUGCAGUGGAGACAUUUUUCUCCUGCGAUGCAUUUCCAAAGACUGACGCCAGACUGGUUCAAUGAAGUUUAUGUUAUUCGUCAGUAUGCCCGCAAACAGGAAACUACUCGCAAGAAAAGAAAGCUUGCACUGCAAACAAAGAAAACAAGAGCAAAAAACUACAGUUGUCCUCUCGGAGAGUCUGAUCUAGACUCAGACGAAAUGACAGAUUCAGAAAACCUAGGCAUUCAGAAAGAAAUGGAAACAGAGAACUCAAACCUUAACCCACCCUUUGCUAAUCAACCAAUGGAAAGAGGGUGUUUUGGAGUUGAAGUGCAAACACAAACUUCAAGAAAUACACCAAACAAAUGUGACAUGAAACAAGAAGAAAUGGAAACAGAGCACAACUUGUGGAAGUUGCGUGCUAACCGUGCAAGAAAAAUCCUCUCAACAUUUGGUCCAUUAUACAACUCAAGGAAAGUUGCCCUUGAAUUCAAUGUUGGAUUUAGUGCAAAGAAGAACAUCAGUGUUGAUAACUUGCGUGACAAUCAUCUGCUCGAAGUUGCUAAAUUUGCCAUAGCAAUGAAUUCAUCCAAGCAGGAUUUCAUCAUGGAGAUUCUUGAGCACAACUUUGACUUCGGCCUGCAAAGAAUGAGCUGCAUCGCAGGGCCUUCACCCAUCAAGUAUGGAGAAGAAUGA